AUGGACGCCCACGCCCAUUUGCUUGCCCUCGGUUGGGCGGGACCCGGCCACUCGCUCGAUUCAAAACCGUACAAGCAAAAAGGCCUUCGAGGGCUUGCCUACGACCCAGCAAAAGUUGGCAAUAACGGCACCGGUCGCGUGAAACCACUCUCCAUCUCUCAACGGCAAGGAAGAUUCGGAAUCGGAAAGAAAGCACAUGAGCCUCAGGCAGGCAACGAGUGGUGGCUGAAGGGAUUCGAGAGUGCGCUGGGAAAUAUCGGCAAGAGUGAGAGUGAAAGGAGCAGUGGGAGAUCAACCCCAACCUCAAGAGAAUAUGCCGGAAGACAUGGCGGGCUGUACAGUUUCUUCGUCAAGGGCCAGCAAAUGGAGGGAACGAUCGACAAAGUGGAAAUACCUGCACGGUCGUCAAAGAAACGGAAGAGCAAUGUGCUGGGAGAAGACGCCACGGCAGAUGACACGACCAAGAUUCUCAAAGUGAAGAAGGAUAAGGUCACCUCAGAGUUCGAACAAGCCGGCGUCUUCUUCGCCCUCCGUGACAAAGACGAGAAGCGUCGGUGUGGUACAAUGCGCGCAAGUCCUGUUGCAGAGUUUGAGCAAAUAAGCGAAUACCUCGAAGUGCGGACGCAGCAGCCAAAGAAGAAGAAGCGGAAAUCAGAAAAGGCCGAGAUCGGAGCAGGCACGCCGCUUCUGACAGACCAAGCACGACGAGAGAAGUGCGAGCGUGUUGAGACGAAAGAGGAAAGACGAGAGCGCCGGCGGCGGCGGAUCGAGGAGAAAGAGCAAAAGCGCCAACAAGUCGAGCUGAAGACCGAGCUUGACGCGGAAGAUGCUGCUGCGAAGGCUGCACGAAAGGCGGAGCGCAAGCGGAGGAAGGCUGAGAGGGUUGCAGGACCCUCGAAUUGA
Cladophialophora carrionii CBS 160.54 is the source of this 903-nucleotide messenger RNA. RefSeq lists its product as uncharacterized. NCBI's taxonomy places the organism in Eukaryota, Fungi, Ascomycota, Eurotiomycetes, Chaetothyriales, Herpotrichiellaceae. The coding region runs from base 1 to 903 and encodes 300 amino acids. The transcript has a single exon. The record is from RefSeq and is a predicted model, not a curated record.